AUGGACCUAUCUAACUUGAUAUCUUUUCAAAACACCUACCCAACUGAGAUUCCGGCUGGAAAGGAGUGUAUGAACAGUCUCGAACAGGCUCCCGAUGGUGGCGAGUUUGCUUCAUGUUCAUGGCCAACAACAUCGCAGCAAGAUGCCUCGGGAGUUGACAUUCCUUGGCCAAUCGAAUGGCAGACGGCUGCGAAGGCCUCCGUACUACCUGAAUUCGAACCGGAUCUCGUGCAGCCCUUUUUUUGGGCGAUUCUUUCUUCUGCAAAGCCUCUGAGCAAUGCAGCACGGGCCUCUUUCCGCCAACUGAUUGAUUUGGCCACGCAAAAGAGUUUGUGGCGGUCAACAAACGUUGGCAAUUUUUCCAGCAGGGACGUGCUCAGCAGUUGCCUCCAUUUAUACUUCAAUCAUUUCCACGAGAUGCUUCCGAUUGUCCAUCGCCCUACUUUUGACCCAGAUGAUAGUCUUAUUACGACCCUUGCUAUGGCUGGGAUUGGGGCCAGCUAUGUUACUUCACCUAACGCACAACUCUUUUCUAAAACCAUCCUAGAGCUCAACCGCCAGAUCCUUACUUUGAAGGUGAGAAAAUUGAAACUUACCUUGUGA
Molecule: messenger RNA, 603 nt
Organism: Cladophialophora psammophila CBS 110553
Lineage: Eukaryota; Fungi; Ascomycota; Eurotiomycetes; Chaetothyriales; Herpotrichiellaceae
Exons: 2
Coding region: 1-603 (200 amino acids)
Biological process (GO): regulation of transcription by RNA polymerase II; DNA-templated transcription
Cellular component (GO): chromatin
Molecular function (GO): DNA-binding transcription factor activity, RNA polymerase II-specific; RNA polymerase II cis-regulatory region sequence-specific DNA binding; zinc ion binding
Source: RefSeq, a predicted model, not a curated record